UUCUCCGUCUGUACUCUGUGGAUGUUAAAUUAUUUACUACAUUUUCGUAGAAUGUCACUCGUGGGGAUUCUAUUAAUUUGAGAACUUAUUUCUAAGAAUUUUUGUGAGUUUAGAUUCAAUUUUACAAUCGUUGUUUAAUAAAAAACGCAAUCAUGGCUUCAUCACGGUUUAUGCGAAGUUUUGAAAUGUUGAUAACGGGAAAGUACAAGGUUGUAAGGAAAAUCGGAGGUGGUUCUUUUGGUGACAUAUAUUUGGCGAUCAAUAUUGGUACUGGAGAGGAAGUAGCUGUGAAGGUAGAAUCUAUAAAAGCUAGACAUCCACAGCUUCUAUAUGAGAGCAGAGUUUAUAAAAUGCUCCAAGGCGGGAUUGGUAUACCGCAUAUAAGAUGGUUUGGUUUCGAAAAAGAUUACAAUAUCUUGGUUAUGGACCUGCUGGGACCGUCUCUAGAGGAUUUGUUCAACUUCUGCUCUCGCCAGUUCACUAUAAAGACUGUACUGAUGCUUGCGGACCAGAUGCUGGGCCGAGUGGAAUACAUCCAUUGUAAAUGCUUCAUCCAUCGCGACAUAAAACCCGAUAACUUCCUGAUGGGCAUCGGGCGGCACUGCAACAAGCUGUACAUGAUAGACUUCGGACUGGCCAAAAAGUUCAGAGAUCUACGCACGAGGGCCCACAUCUCGUACCGCGAGGACAAAAAUCUUACCGGCACGGCACGAUACGCUUCCAUCAACGCUCACCUCGGCAUUGAGCAGUCCCGCAGAGACGACAUGGAGUCACUAGGAUAUGUACUUAUGUAUUUCAACAGGGGUUCACUGCCAUGGCAAGGUUUGAAAGCUAUAACGAAAAAGCAAAAAUACGAGCGAAUCAGCGAGAAAAAGAUGUCUACACCGGUCGAGGUUCUUUGCAAGGGUUUCCCGGCGGAGUUCGCGAUGUAUUUGAAUUACUGCCGCGGAUUACAGUUCGACGAGUGUCCCGACUAUAUGUAUCUAAGACAGCUGUUCCGCAUCCUGUUCCGCACGAUGAACUACCAGUACGACUACACUUUCGACUGGACGGUGCUGCGGCAGAGGAAGCAGCAGUCGCUGGAGAUCAUCGCCGGCGCCGAAAGACGCUCGCCGCCCGGGCAGCGCCGCGCCGCGCAGCAGUCGCCGCAGCCGGCCGCCAACAACGAGUGAAAGAGAUCACGACGUUUGGCAGUCAACGGCGGGUCGGCGGAGAAGAAAGCGCGAUGAUGUGUGUGUGGAUGACUGUGUGCGUGUGUUGUGCACUGUGCCUCCGAGCGUUCAUGUACUUGUGUGUGUUGUAUGUGCCUGUGUGUGCUCGACCCUCGCUACUGCCGGUGACUCGUCGGGAUACAAAUAAUAUUUCUUAUAAACAACAAGUUGAGUUUUCACUACGGUCGUGGAGGGUAGAUUACAUUUUUUAUACAGCAGUAUCCUUACCACUCGUCGAUGGUCACAACAUACGGAGCGUUAACAGUAUACCAUCCAUUAAUCUCACACGAUGCAACAUAGUUUAUAAAUCUGAGACUGUAAACUCUCCGUGUGUCGUAUGAUGUGGACCAGUGUUAAGGUAUAGAGGCCGUUCGAGUAGCUCUAACACGUCGACAUUUAACUGCAGUGUGAAACAACGAUGACUAACAUUGAUGUACAGCCAUGAAGCGCCUGUCCCGAGCUGUCAGCGCCCUCCCGCGCCCUCCCGCUCCCAGGAGAUGUUGAAUUUAAGACCGAUCGCGACAUAUCGAUCUGAAAAUUCGUGUUAAAAGAUAACUAUGACAUAAAUUUUUCGCUGUAACGUUUUGAACUAACAGAAAGUCGGCAGUUCGUUGAGUAUGUCCACGUUAGUAACUUUAGUUUCCUAGUGUUAUCGUAUUAGUUGUACGCUGUACUGACGGCGGUCGCUUUAAUUAUGUUUCCGUUAAAGACCCGCUCGUCGUUGUGACUGGAACAUUAUUUUGAUAUGUUUUUUUGUAGAUUCAUUAUCGUUUAAUGUCGUCCCGAUGCGGUUACGCUUCGACCUACCGGAAAACUGUAUAGUUUUUCUGUAUCACAUAAAAUUAAAUAUAAAUAACUAAAAAAAAAAAUAUUAUUAUUAUAUAUAUAUAUGUAAUAUUUACUGAUCUUCGGGGCGCUCCGUCUGUCACGUUUCGUUGUUCGAUGAAAAUUGUUAGAAUUAAAUUGUAUAUAAUAAAAAUGUCGGGGCGUUCGUUGAGAUGGUACAUUACAGUGUAUCUGAUAUUUUAAGUAUGGAAAUUGUAAAUACAGGCAGUGUUCGGUUUUAACUAUUAUACAUAAGACGCUAUUUUUUUAACCGCGCCUCACAGCUCCAACGCAGUCGGCAGACUGGAUCCGAGACUCGGUUUGUAGUUGAGAUGUAAAUUAUAAGUGAUAUUGAACAUUAUUUUUUUUUUGAAUGAUUUAAUAGUUGGGACAAAAGUACUGAGACUAUAGGACUAGUUGAGUAUAUUACGAUAGUUUUUUUUACCUCACGCUAGUAUGGAUAUCGAUAUUCAAUGUUCAUGGAAGGAUAUCGUUUACGACAGCAGUUUUUUUGUCCCCAACAAAAUACGGUCAUUAUAAAGCACUUCUAACUAAAUUAAUAUUAAUAAAUAAUAAACGUAA
Messenger RNA from Danaus plexippus (monarch butterfly), 2618 nucleotides. RefSeq names its product casein kinase I-like (gene CKIalpha). Gene Ontology annotation, cellular component: nucleus; cytoplasm. Gene Ontology annotation, molecular function: protein serine/threonine kinase activity; ATP binding. Bases 153 to 1172 code for a protein of 339 amino acids. NCBI's taxonomy places the organism in Eukaryota, Metazoa, Arthropoda, Insecta, Lepidoptera, Nymphalidae. The transcript has 9 exons. Gene Ontology annotation, biological process: signal transduction; peptidyl-serine phosphorylation; negative regulation of canonical Wnt signaling pathway. The record is from RefSeq and is a predicted model, not a curated record.